Messenger RNA from Toxotes jaculatrix (banded archerfish), 2303 nucleotides. RefSeq names its product selenophosphate synthetase 3 (gene sephs3). Gene Ontology annotation, biological process: L-selenocysteine biosynthetic process. The record is from RefSeq and is a predicted model, not a curated record. Gene Ontology annotation, cellular component: cytoplasm. The transcript has 8 exons. NCBI's taxonomy places the organism in Eukaryota, Metazoa, Chordata, Actinopteri, Toxotidae. Gene Ontology annotation, molecular function: ATP binding; selenide, water dikinase activity.
UUGACACCAGCCCCUUACGCAGCCCUCGCCGGACACACGCUCCAUUCAUCCUUGCGUCUUUAUUUACCGGUGUACGCGACUGGCGUCGUGUGUUUGAAGUGGUCUUCAGACAGGCAUGUCAGGCUCGACUUCCCCGCCUCCUUCGGCGGAGGCUGUGCGAACCGAGGGGUAUUUUCCCCCCGGGUAUAAGCCCUUCAAGCCCGAGGAGCACGGCCUGGAGCGCGGGUUCCGUCUCACAGCCUUUUCGGACCUAAAGGGAUGAGGCUGCAAGGUCCCGCAGGAGGCUCUGCUCAAACUCCUGGCGGGACUGGAGCCGGACCGGGCCGACGGGACAGGGAAGGCCGGAGACCAAGCAUCGGAGUUUGGCCAACAGUUGCCCGGCCCCCGACUCGGUGUAGGAAUGGACUGCUGUGUGAUUCCCCUGCGACAUGGAGGACUCUCACUGGUCCAGACCACAGACUUCUUCUACCCCCUGGUGGAGGAUCCCUACAUGAUGGGCAGGAUAGCAUGUGCUAAUGUCCUCAGUGAUCUCUACGCCAUGGGCAUCACCGAGUGUGACAACAUGCUGAUGCUGUUGAGCGUCAGCCAGAAGAUGAAUGACAAGGACCGUGAGCGUGUGAUGCCGCUGAUGAUUCAAGGGUUUCGAGACGCAGCAGAGGAGGGAGGAACAUCUGUGACAGGCGGCCAGACUGUGAUCAACCCCUGGAUCAUCAUCGGGGGAGUAGCAUCAGUGGUCUGCCAGCCUAACGAGUUCAUCAUGCCGGAUGGCGCUGUACCAGGUGAUGUCUUGGUUCUGACUAAACCUCUGGGGACACAGGUGGCUGUGAACGCUCACCAGUGGCUCGAUCAGCCUGAAAGGUGGAACAAGAUCAAGCUUGUUGUCACCAAAGAGGAAGUUAAGGAGGCCUAUCAAGAAGCCAUGUUCUCCAUGGCAACACUAAACCGCACAGCGGCAGGCCUAAUGCACAAGUUCCAAGCCCACGCUGCAACGGACGUGACAGGCUUUGGGUUGCUGGGGCACGCCAACAACCUGGCGGCACAGCAACGAAACGAGGUGGCCUUUGUCAUCCACAACCUUCCAAUCAUAGCCAAGAUGACGGCCAUCAGUAAAGCCUGUGGAAACAUGUUCAGCCUGGUUCAGGGGAGAUCAGCUGAGACUUCAGGUGGUCUGCUGGUGUGUCUGCCCAGAGAGCAGGCGGCUAAGUUUUGCUCAGAGAUGAAGAGCCAGAGCUCCGGAGCUGGAGGUCAGGGGGCGGCGGGUGGAGCGUGGAUAAUCGGAAUUGUGGAGAAAGGUGACCGCCACGCUCGCAUCAUUGACAAGCCCCGCAUUAUCGAGGUUCCGCCACGAGGAAGCCAGGCAGCCAAUCAGGACAACAGCUCCACCAGCCCUGCUCCCAGCCCCAAUUUGUCAUAGACACUGCGGCUUCUCUGACACUGGUCCAUCAGGUGGUGUGUGUGUGAGUGUGAGUGUGAGUGUGAGUGUGUGCGUGUCGUGUUGCUGUCCAUCUCGUCGCCCUUUUCAGUCAAAAUUUUGAGAGCACACAGACCACAAUCACUGUCAUCUUUUCCAGUGGGAGAAGGAAUGGACAGCAUGCACUGUUAUUUAUCCAUAUUUGGAAGGAGCUGAUUAAAGAAGCGUACCUUUCACCAUUUUGGAAUGAAAUGCAAUUGAGAUGUAAAUUCAGGGUAGUAUGCUGUACUGCACUCCUCACCUUUUCUUUUUCCCCUCUCCUAAUCCAUACACUUCAUUGACUUUAUAUACUAAAAAAAAAAAGUCUUUGGAAAUAAUUCUUGAGAGAAAACAUUCCACAUCUAUUUUGCCAAAUUCAGCAAAAAAUGAAAAUUGUGUAAUUGAGAAAAUGUGUGUGUGUGUGUGUAUAUUUUAUCAUUUGACUGGGGUGCUUUGCUGUGGGGGCGUGGGGUGGAGGUUUAUCUUCACUGUUUAUUUUUUGAAGUGGAUGAUGUCAAUGUCUCAUGUUGGUGAAUGUAUCGUGGAAAAGAAAUAGUUCAUCGGCCCUGGCACCUGGCUCUGCCCACACGGUCCAGAGGAAGGCUUGAGCAGCUUCCUUUGGACCAGCUGGGCGGUGUUCAGACUGUCCGUCUCUGUCAGCUGAUUGACCGUCCAGCACCAAGUCCCUCCCACCCUUCCUUUUUAUGAAGCUCUGCCUUUGAAACCCCGGCCAGCGGGGGUAGGUGGAGUGGAUGUUUGCCUUUGGAUCGGGGUUGGACUCCGACUGCUGGAGGUCUGAAGCUGUGUUUGUAGAUUUCCUUUCCUCAAUCAAUAAAACCAUCAUCAACUCUGA